UUACUGGAAGCAGUGAGGGAGGUCCCCCCAGUCUCCAGCUAGAAGAAUCCAGGACAUCUGAGAGAUGGAGAAAAGAGAACUAAAGGUUUCUGUGCCAAAAUUUGACAAGAUCCCUUGGCUUAGUGAGGCCAGCCGCAGCAACAAGCCACUGGUGCUCAGCCUUCCCAAAAGAUCUCCUCACGCCUCUGCAUUUCUGGUUUCAUCUAAGAAGGAUACGCAUUUGCCUAUUUUGUUUCAAGUUCCAGAUGUCUUAUCUAAGAGGACGAAGCUACUUGUGGACCAGUCCACUGAGGGUCUUAGGAGCGCACCCCAGGCCAGGAGGGACAAGAGUAACCCCAUGCUGAUCAGAAGCAAGCAGCUAUGCUCCACAUGUCAAGAAAUAAAAAUGGUACAACCAAGAACUUUGAUAAUCCCUCAUAAUCUGAAGCUAUCCUUUGAGAAUUUAAUGAGUCAUAGAAUGAUGAGUCUUCCUCCACCAAAAGCCAAGACUGAAUCCAAACAUUCCUGUAAUGACAUCUCAACAGAGUCCAUCCAAGGGCAGCAGUCUUGGAGGAGGACUUCAGGGAGAGUGCUUACGGAGCUGGCUAUGAGCUAAAGCCUGGUGGACCUACUGUGACAUCUCUAAGCUUCACUUCGGUUAUUCUAACCUUCCCCGAGGUGUUUGUAAAAGCACCAGCCUAGAAGCAACGAGGCCUGGCUUCAGCGCCUCGGCUUGCUGUACAGGACUGGCCAAAUUGUUUAAACGGUCUGGGCCUCCGUGUUCCCACCUGUAAAACCGGAGAAGCGUUCUGCCUGCCCACUACCUUGCCCCCGCGCCUGAGAGUCAGACACUCAGUACAAGCAGCCUUCACCUUUGAUCAGUCCAGAACAACUGCUGACAGGGCUCUGGCCCCAGCGGUUUAUAAAGCUGAGACGCGUCCCUGCCAAAGCACUUGCUGCUUGCUGCCGAAGCUGCCGCCCGCCUGUGUGACACCGCCUGUGGAAACGCUCCAAGUGCCAGAAGGCUGACUCAUCCCUGUGAACGUUCCUGCCGGUCACUGCCUAACUCUUCUCAUCGAUGACAACCGCGACUUCUAGUAUUUUUCUGGAGUCAGCUAACCUUUAUAUGUUAUCAGUAAUUAUCAGUAAGAACCAAGUAAACGGAAAGAGCCUAUCUCUGUAAGUGAUGGGGAUUUCUUCUAGUUCACUUACAUUGACUCUGGCGUUUCAUGACACAGGCUCUUGUUGUCGGUAAACAUCGGUAGAGAUGCAAACCCCCUGAGUUGGCCGACCACCUGGCACAGUGAGGGGACACUGAGCUAGGAUUAAAAAGAGCUGGAUUCUGGUCCUCAGUCCAUCAGUGCCUGUGACCCUGGACCUCUGUUUCCUCAUUCCAGUGACGAGACUGAACCGGAUCCUAGGUCUGUGGUCUUGUGACAUCUCUUAGCUCUCACUCAGCUGGAGCGAGGAGCUUUCCAGAGAAUUCAGGACUCCCAAGUCCCUUACAUUCAGUGACUUCCAAUAGAAAGAUGUUAUUUCAUGCACUAAUUUACUUUCCUUCAAGCAAUGUGUCUUUUGGAAAAGUUGAAGAUUAACCAACUUUUUUGUAACUAGAAUCACGUUUGAAGAAGAGGUCAGGAUGAUGAGGAAUUUAAGGAACCCUAAAUUAAAUCAUUUCAUAAAAUGAAGGUUCGUUUUGACAUGCAAGUACUAUUGCAACUUUUUGUAAGAUCAUGUGAGUCUGUUUGUUUGAAGACAGAACCAUAUAAGUGUCCCUGAAAAGUCUUCUAAGCAUCGAAUCCUCUUUUUCCUGUGACUCACAUUACAACUGCAGACACAUUUUAUAUUCACUUUUUAUUUAAUUGGCCACAACUUUUAAUACUUGAAUUUUGCUUCCAGGUACUCUUUUCUGACCUCCUUGACAAGAUUUGUAGAAGCUUAAAGAUGGUUCUCCUAAAAGGAAUUCUUAUGUGAACUUUGAAUCUGUUUUAUAAGGUUGAACAAAAGCCUUUGGUGACUUUUAGAUACUUUGAAUUUCUUUAAAAAUAGAUUCUAAGAAGCCCUUGCUUUUCCUUCUUGCCCCAUCCCCCAGAGAGCAUUCACUACAGACUGCCCAUUCUGGGCCCCAGGACAGCUGUCUUCCACGGACUGUUGGCAGAUACCUACAAAUCUCUGCAGGAGACACAGCUCUCUUCCUUGCCCGGAAAGGA
Leopardus geoffroyi (Geoffroy's cat) is the source of this 2189-nucleotide messenger RNA. It is a transcript of the gene CC3H1orf105, whose product is annotated as chromosome C3 C1orf105 homolog. The record is from RefSeq and is a predicted model, not a curated record. The coding region runs from base 65 to 595 and encodes 176 amino acids. NCBI's taxonomy places the organism in Eukaryota, Metazoa, Chordata, Mammalia, Carnivora, Felidae. The transcript has 8 exons.